AAGGGUGGUGUCUUAAAGUUUGUUUUAGUUGGUUUAUCCACUAUCCAAAUUUAUUAUCCACAGUACGGGUGGGAUCACUCGGUUCACAAAAGGAAAAGGCUCCCGCCGGUGAAAAGGUCUCUGGUGUACUACGUGAAAGGGAGAGAGGUCCGGAUGCAGAAUGAGUCCAGCUACCACCGCUUGUUGCAUGGAUACGCAGCCCAGCAGCUCCCCAGCCUCCUGAAGGAGAGGGAAUUUCACCUCGGAACACUCAAUAAAGUGUUUGCCUCCCAGUGGCUCAAUCACCGACAAGUGGUGUGCGGGACAAAAUGCAACACGUUAUUUGUAGUAGAUGUCCAGACUGGCCAAAUUACCAAGAUUCCUAUCCUGAAGGAUCGUGAACCCGGCAUGGUGAACCAGCAGGGAUGUGGUAUUCAUGCUAUUGAGAUCAACCCCUCAAGGACCCUCCUGGCCACAGGUGGAGACAACCCCAACAGUCUUGCAAUUUAUCGUCUGCCUACACUUGAUCCUGUCUGUGUGGGAGAUGAUGGACACAAGGACUGGAUAUUUUCAAUUGCGUGGAUCAGUGAUACUAUGGCUGUUUCUGGUUCCCGGGAUGGUUCAAUGGGUCUCUGGGAAGUCACAGAGGAUGUGUUAUCCAAAAGCGAUGCCAGGCACAAUCUCUCUCAAGUUCCUGUCUAUGCCCACAUAACACACAGUGCUCUGAAGGAUAUCCCCAAGGAGAACACCAAUCCUGACAAUUGCAAAGUUCGAGCAUUGGCUUUCAACAAUAAAAACAAGGAGCUGGGAGCUGUGUCCCUGGAUGGGUAUUUUCAUCUUUGGAAAGCAGAGCACACGCUAUCAAAGUUACUUUCCACAAAGUUGCCAUACUGCAGGGAGAACGUGUGUUUGGCUUAUGGCCAGGAGUGGUCAGUGUAUGCAGUAGGAUCACAGGCACAUGUCUCCUUUCUGGAUCCGAGGCAGCCUUCUCACAACGUUAAAUCCGUCUGUUCCAAAGAACGAGGCAGUGGUAUCCGUUCAGUGAGCUUCUAUGAGCACAUCAUCACUGUGGGGACAGGGCAGGGGUCCUUGUUGUUUUAUGAUAUCAGAGCCCAGAGGUUCCUGGAAGAAAAGCUCCCCCGUGCCUGCUAUGGACAGAAGCAGAAAUUAGGAGGAAGUGAAAUUUUGAAGUUGACAACUGGGAAAGGCUGGCUGAACCAUGAUGAAACCUGGAGGAAUUAUUUUUCUGACAUAAAUUACUUCCCAAAUGCUGUUUACACCCACUGCUACGACUCGUCUGGAACGAAACUCUUUGUGGCAGGAGGCCCUCUUCCAUCAGGACUUCAUGGAAAUUAUGCUGGUCUCUGGAGCUAAUGAUAACUCUUCAUUCUGAUGCUGAUCUUUACACAGAUUUCCACUUCUGUUUUCCUUUUUUUAACACCAAAAUUGUGUGAUGCCAUUGACUCCUGAUUUAAACACAAGUUAUUUUUUGGCAGAGUUUUCUGUUGGUCUCCAACAAUUUUGUACAUCUUUUUGAACUAGUUUUUUGCUUUAGCCUCCUUGAUCCUUUAUAUGGAGGAGUUUUGAAGUCCUUUUUUAUUGCAUUUACUCCAAAUGACUCUUCCCCCCAUUUAGGCUGUCUUGGCCAUGUGUCCCCUCCUCUACUUUGCUGUGAGGUAGGAUUUCUUUCUUAUAGAGUGGUUGUUCCUGAGCUUUCUGUGAAAGUCUUGGGGCUGCAUGUGUGCAGGUACUUUGUGUCAGUUACAUUACCUGGAGUGAGGACUACUUGUAAUUAAAAAUUAUUAAAAAUAUUUAUAAGAGAUAAGCUACUACUUUAUCUGCAGAGCCUGGCCCUGGCCUGGGUUGAUCGUAUUUUUUAAAAGUACAAGUCUAAUGACACUGUUUAUACAUAGAGGGAUAUGGUAAUUUUAAGCUGUACUCACUGAAGCCCAGGGAUGGAUUCCCUAGGGGUAUUGCCAAUCAAAUCCAAAGUGUGGGAGUUUUUAAAAGUGCAUUUGUGUUGGAAUGGUAGUUUUCAGCAGUGCUAGGAGCAAAAAUUGAUCUGUUUCUUCACUGUCUGUCCCAGGUAUCAGCUUGCACAGCUAAAGUUUGUAUAGGCUGUUCUGCUGCGUGGCUAUCGCAGGGUGACAUUACAUUGAGGGUUGCAGAGAUGCUGAGAGGAAAUGGGGGCUAGUUAUUGAAAAUGAACUUAAUCUGUCUGUGUUCCAGAUGAAAUAUGGUUUCUAAGUAUGCUGAUAGGGUUGCUUAUAAACUCUCCAUAAACUACCUAAAACCUUGGACCUUUUUUUUCCCAGGUUGUGAGAGUUUUUCCCCUUUUUGCUGUUCUGGUUGGCCAUCUAAUUAAAUAAGUCAGUGGAAUAAAUAAAUUAUUUUUUUUCCACCAAGUUUAAAGAGUGCAUCUCAGACAUUAAUAAUGCAAGUGAGAAGCUUUCUGUGAAGGAAGGUAUUUUGGUGUUCCCUCACUUUGUUCUAGUAUAUGCUGUUGGAGAAGCUCAGGCUUUUCCAGAAUCCUCUGUUGCCUUCUGAGUUCUGCGACUCCCUCCAACUUCACCUGGGAGGAGAGAACAGGUCCAAUGCCCUUCAGGUCCAGCUGUGAAGUGUGUGUCUCCCAGGGUGAUGGUUUUAUCCAAUACUCAGCUAAAAUGUAACUCAAUGGUGUUCCUCCUUUUGGCAGGCACUAAACUCUCAGCUUGUCAGUGAUGCCUCUGUUCUCUGCUGGAAUUAAUGCCUUUCCCCUGACACUGGUGGAGCAAAGUGUGCCUGUACCUCACAGCUUUGGUGCCAAAUUGAAAGUUGAUUGGAACUGAGAGGAAAGACAAGGCUGGGAUAUGCUCUGUUCUCACAUCUCUGUGGGAGAUCACAGCUACUACCGCAGUUCCUGCCCACAGCCCAGAGCUAAUCUGCAUGUGUCUUUGCAGUCUCUCUCAUCUUCAUACUCAGUAUCUUCAUCAGUAACACCAAGCAGUCAGAAUCAGGCUUAGGUUCCAGCUGGUAUGGAGACCUGGAUGGAAAUCCUACAAGGAGUACAAGUCCCUCUCAUUGGGGUGGAAAUCCUGGCAAGAGAAGAACUCUCUCCCAGGUCUGCACCUGUCCCAGAAGUAUAAUUAGCACUGAGCAUUAACACAGGUGCUUCACAAACAGAUCAUCUUCCAGUGUUUCAUAAUAUUUACCAAUGUGGCCUGGUUGCUUAAACUGUGUCAGUUCAAGGUACUGUGUGUAUGGCUAGACAGGCUUUUCUCUGAAAAUAUAAAAUUAUAUACCAAGGGGUAGCUGCUUUGGUUAUUUUAGGGGCUAUUACAGCUACUGUGUAAAAUCAUUCUGUCACAAGGAACAUGUUCUGCUUUGGUUUGUUUUUUGGUUUUGGUUUUUUUUUUCAAUUGGCUUUGGUUUGAAGUUUUUUUGCUUUGUUUUUUUGAAGAAGCUAGACUUAAGUCUACUUGAGUAGACUCCAGUUCUGGUGAAGCAACAGGUAAUAGCUGGGCAUUUAGUGUCAGCAGUGCCAAAGGUAGACUCCUGGUCUGGGAAUUCUAGCCCUGAUGUUGAUCUAUUAAUUGAAGCAUAUUUUAUGCCAUGAUAGGAGGAAAAAAGAGUAUGUAUAUGGCCUUCAGACAUAGAGGCUGAUUUUUCUGCAGUCUUCAGAUUACUGAAGGGGCACCACUGGAAACUAUCCCUCCUUGCUGACUGUGGUCUCCUCAAGUACCUCAAUAUGUGCUCCUAAAGCCUGGUAAUGUGAGUGCCCUUUUCCUCCUUUUUUUUCUUCAUAGAAGGCUCUGCACAAUUCUCAGAUGAAUCUGGACAAUGACGUAAAAUUCCCCAAGUCUCACAUGCUUUUGUAUAUUCUGCUUUCAGGAUGCUUUCUUGCAAAAAUAACUUCAAAUGGUAAGGGAGACCACUUUGUUGCUCUAUGAAAACUCCCACAAAAAAAACCUCGGAACCAAACCAGAUAGUGCUGCAAGUACACAAACAAUUUGUGCCAGAGAUAACUUAAUUUUUAGCUUGUUUCAGUGGUUCUAAAUACUUACAGUGAUAUAGAUGUUAGGUUUCAGAAUAUUUCUGUAGUUGGUCAUACAUAACUUCUGUUAUGUCACUAUUAGAAAUUGAAGCACAGAAAAGUGAUGAUGAUAUACCAGUUGUCCAAAGAUAAGUAAUAGGAGAAAAACGAAAUUUUUCUUGACUUUGAUUUCAUUGCUCUGUUGGGUUAGAUAUCUACUGCAAUUCAGGAUCAUGGUUAGAAUUGAGUGGGUUUCCCAUCCAAGUGCAAGAAUGGCUACAGAGCAGGGAGCCUCCAGGUUCUUCAGAGAAGCAAGUUGGGUGCCUCACUGUUCAAAAGCCAGAUAUACCCCUACAAUGGAGUGAGCUCAGUCUGGUGACUGCGCUUCAGUAGCUUCUUGAACAGCUUGCUGUGCACUGCUGAGACCCAGUGACAUAUAUAUAUUCAGACCAUCUUUUCUACUGUUUCUUUCAAGAUUUUCCUCCCUUGGGCUUUCCUGCUAGAAUGUUUGAGGUUACCUCUUCCAACCCAAAUCAUACCAGUCUUUUCUGUAGCGGUAUUUACCUUGCAGAGGUGACCUCUGCUGAGCAGGAACAGGCUUGCUGGUAUUCUGUCAACCAGUGCUCAAGUCCAAUUUGCUUUCUUUUAGCUGGGUAGAAGUUAAAGGCUGGCUCAGACUGUUGAACUGGGUAGUUGCCCUUGUGCAUGAUUGACUGAUACAAUUACACUGUAGCAGUCUGUAUGGGUGGCGAGCAUACUCUGGUUUAUCUUGCUUGAAGGAGAGAAUACCAUGCCUUCAGACUGGCUGCUACUGACUUCUCAGUUGUAUGGGAUCUUCUGUGCUACCAGUGAGUUUAGGAAGCAGUUAAUUCUACUGCUCAGCUCUCUUCAGUAAACUACCAUGUUAAUUUGGGUAUUUUUGGAUAUUACAUUUUCAGUAUUCAUGACAGGUAAUCAAACUAGUGACUCAGUUAUGGGUUUGGUAAUACCUAGCUUGUAAAUACGGGGUAGCAACUCCUCAGUAACCAGCUGGAUGUUACAUCAUGGGACAUACCUGAGGAAUCAGAAGCUACUUUGCAGUAUUGGCUUAAGCACAGUAAAUAAGUGUUGUGCUCAUCCUCCUCACUAAACACCUUAUUCCUGUAAUUCCUCCAGGUUUCUCCCUUGUACAGUCAAGUCUUGUAGGGAGAAUUACUAGUGCUCUCCUCUGGUGCUUUCUGGGAUUGCAGUAAAGAAGCAAGUCCAUUUGUUUGAUUCCCUCAUCAGUGCUGCUGGUGUUAGUUUGAGAUGAGUAAAUUACCAAAGAAUAGUUGAUAGUAGGUUUAUGUUCCUAGUCCAAGUUGUUAAUUCUCCUCACAGAUCCAUUUUUAAGAUCAUUGCAAGAGUGCCCAGUGAUUUUGCUGGACUUAGCCUGUUCACAAAAAUUACGGUCAUAUUGUGGGUGCCUCUUGUGAUUGUCUUCAUGAGAGGAAAUUUUUAAUAGCAUUAAGGGGUUUAUAUUUGCUGCCUCCAUUUUAGGUCUUUGGCAGCUUUUUGUAUCUAAAUGAUUAAGAUACUUGGGGAUAAUUUCCUUCCAGAAUUUCAUCCUAUUCCUUUACCUGAGCACUUGCUUCAUCUUAUAGCUUGCAACUGCAAAAUUAACAGAUUAAACUUAUGAUCCAGCUAUGUCAAGUGGUGCUUUGUUGUCUCAAUUUGUACCACUCAGCUGAGAGGCAUUUACAGGCCUUUUGAAUUGCUGUGCCUCACCUGAUGCAGGUGUGAAACAAAGCAGGCUUCCGAGACCCUCCAGAGGUUACUUGUUUGCUUUGUUUGCAAGAAACCAAGGAUAGGUGGGCUGUCAGUUAGUACAUGUGGGAAAGCAGCAGCAUCUUACAGCAGCCAGGUGGAAGGUCUGUUUUUAGUGGUCUGUUACCCUUAUUUUCAAUAAAUGCACUUUUCCAAGGUGUCUGAUAGCUUCUUACUUAGUUACUUUUGCAAUUGCUGCUAUGACUGAAUUACUGGACUGGGGUACAGCUUAUUCCUAAGGAACUCCAUUGCAGAGCUGUGUGUCAUGCAGGUGGAGCUGAUCCUCCAGCCAGCCUAUGCUGAGCCAGGGACACCUGACCUACCAGGCACAAAUGUUUUAGUUUAAAGUUAAGUGAAAUUCCCUGUGUGCCCUGCUGGCCACCCCACAGUGAGCCCAUGGUGUGACCUCAACUUAAAACCAUUUCUGAGUGUUAUAGUGCCCUCAGUAACUUAUUUGAAAAUCUGAAGCAGACACCCCAGGACAAGGGAGAGUGCAAAAGAGAACACAGCCACAUCUUGUGUGAGGUGCUCUCCUUUGCCCCUGUACAUGAGUACUUUGUGUAGUGAGGAUGGGCAAGGAACACCAGAGAAACAGUAAAAAGUAAGCAGUGUUUGGUAUGGCUCUUGGAACUGCUGAAGAAUUAAAAAAAUAGAGGGGAUAUGUAAAUGCUUAAUCAGAAACAUCUUUGAGAGAUCAAGUAUAUAUCCCUGACAUUUUCUGAUUCUUUGUGGUUUUUUUUCAAGGAUAAAAUUAGGCAGGAUAUUUUUGCUUGUGAUGUUGUUUUUUUUCAAGAAAACCAUGUGGUACUUGGCUAAUUAAAAGAAUGCUCUUGCAGAAAGAAAUCCUUCAUUUCCUAACAGCCUUUCCCACUAGUAUCCUGCUGGGAGCAGUGUAAUCUAAAAAAGUGCAAACAGAUUUAAAAUGGAGUGCUGGGGUUGGCAGAGGUGGGAAAAUGUGGGCUGUCUGACUGUUUCUAUACCCAAAAGACCACUAACACUUGAUUGUAUACAAAUAGUGGUUGCUGUACUAAAACUGAGAGGGUGUAUAAAACCCCUUGCAACAUAAUGCAAUGUCUUUAGUCCAAGAUUAUUUUGAAUUGAUUCUUUUGCCUUCAGGACAAAAAAUUUAGGAGUCAAUACAGCAUUUUCUUAGGAACUGCUUUUCUAGUUUCCCGUACUAAAAGGGAAAAUUCAGGUGCUGAAUCUUACAAUCUCAUUAAACUUGUACUUUUUAUUUGCCCAUUCACCUGGUCUCUUUUCAUUUUCAAGGCCUCCCACAGUCUCAGGGUAUAAAUCACUAUGACUCAUCCAAAUAGUACUGAAAUGGACCAACCAGAGGUUAAUGUGCCUUCCUCUUCUGGUACCUUGAUCUUUAUAGUUAUCUCAAAUUUGUCACUGUCCUAGGGUUGGGUACAUGCAUUAUCUUUUUCUAAGAUAUAUGUGUUAAAAUUGCAACAGGUUUGUACUGUUACUUGUGACUUGUUCCAUUUGUCUUAGGAUGUGGUGUAGACAAAUCAAUGUGCUGGUUGGUCUUGGUAUCAGUCUUGCCAGUAACACCUGUCAGUGCUUGCUUGUAUGUUCAUGUGUAGAUAAAUGCUGGAUCUUCCCCACUGCCUGUGGUGCAUAAAAUGCACAAAAUGCACAAGGUGUUUUAAAAUGUGCAGUGAUCAUAACUUGUUGCCUGAAGGUAGGAUUUCCUACAGUGAACUGGUUUUAAUGUUUUGGUUUUUUCCCAAAUAUUUUUAAUAAGAUCCAAAGCUUUGAGGAAAAAAAAAUAAUAAUUGGGACUUGCUGAUACUUGAUGGCUUUUGUUCUGAAUCCAGGGUCUGAUGUUUGUUAACAACUCCUCCAAUUCCACCCAUCUAACAGAGGCUUUCUCAGCUUGUUUCUGUCAUGACCUGUAUCAGAAACAGCUCUGAAUCCUGAACUAUCGUAGAAGCUGUCAAGCAAAGUAGUAACAGUUCUCUUCAAAUAUUACAGUGCACAUUUUUUAACCUGUUCCAAGUCAUUGAUGCAGCUUAAAAAUGGAACAGUGGGAAACUGCAGAUAGUAUGUGAAACUAGCCUGUCUGCACAUGGAGCUCAGUGUUCUGUUACCUUUCAAAUUGUUUCUCCCCUCUAAAAGGAUUUUUUUUGUUGUUUUUUUCAACACAAAGGCAUACAUUUGGCUUAGUUUCCUAAAGUUAUAUUUGUUUACAAACCUCAAACUGACAUCUGGAAUUUGGGUUGAGUUUCUGAAUCUUAUGCAGACAGUACAAUUGAUACAUUACAUCUCAUAAGAGCAUAGAAACAGGAACUUCUUUAUCUUCUAUACUAUAUCUUCACUUGCUGUGGUCUUCCAUGGACAUGCCUAUGCAUAAUUAACUGAAUUACAGUACUGCACUCUGUUGAUCCAUGAGGCUACCUUUGUAUGAAGAAUCAGCACGAUUAGUCAUCAGUGUAUUGACAUUAAUACAUGGUCAUGGAACUGUAAGGUCUGUGUGUUUUCUGUGCUGUCUGUUCUCUCUCUACCACAGUGUACACAUACUGUUGAGCUCUUUUUGCUUCAUGUCAGUUUCAGAGUUCUUUAAUUUAAAUUCAGUCAGGUGCUGUUUUUAUGACGGUCACUUUUCCAAGUAGAACAAAUGGAUUGAACUUUGUUUUCUAUCUUUGGUAUCUUCCUCUUCUCCCAUUUCUUCCUAGUUCACCUGUAAUCAGUUCAAAGUUGUCGGCCUACUCUGAAAAUUAACAAGUCAUAAUAAAAAGAAAACCUGUAGCCCAAUGUGGCAAGAUCACUCUGUGCUUUUACCAUAAACUUCCAUGGCUGGAUGCCUGUCUUGCAAGUGGAGACUCCACUCCUGCACAGUCUGCAGAAGCUGAAAUCCUCUUGCAGCCAUAUUUUUCAGUGGAUAUCAGCAGGUGCCCUAUGCCUUCACCCAGUGUUUGUCAAAUUGAUCUGUAGUGGUUUAGCCAGAGAACUGGCAUCUUUGACUGCUACUCUAAGUCUUGACUAAAGAUUUCAUUCAGGGCAAUAUCAGGAGGAUGAGUUGCUGGCUUGAUCCCAUGUAAAGGUUUUCUCCAGGGAUUUAUUUUUUUGGGGUGGAAUUACAAAAGAGUAGGGAUAUGAGCAAAACAAUAACCCUGGGCUCAAAAGAGAAAAGUUAUUCUAAUGUACUUUGGCCAGCAAGAAUGACAAAGCUAGGUUCAGAGGCGAGCUGGCAAUGGAAUGCUUGAAGGGUAGGCCUUGAGGGUUUGUGCCAUCAUGCCUUAGAUCACUGCCAGUUAGUUGCUCCCAGAGCUUUCAAAACCGGUGGUCAUCCCUCUUCAGAGGAGAUGUGAAGAUGGCGUGUGGAAAAACCAGUUUCCCCAGUGGUCACUCAGUCUUCUCCUCAGCAUUCAAGGUUAUCAGUGCACUUGUCACUGUUUUCAUGAGUGACUAUGACUAAUGUGUUUCACAGCUGCCACCAGCCCCUUCCACAUGCUUUGUGCAGGGAUGGUGGAGUGAAAGGGCCUUGUCUGCAUUGUCCUCCACUUGGCUGGCUGUUGACAGUGCAGGGAUAUAAGAGGCCAGCUGUGAUUUACAGCUUCAGCUGGUUGCUUUGGGCUUCUCUCACAUUGCAGGUGUGAUAGUGGGGCUGUUACAGAAAGAAAUGGGUAAGUAACUUCUGGUGGGCUUUGUCCCUCUUGUUCAAAAUGCUGUCUCUAGUCUCAGUCUCGUCCCAGCCUCACAUCUUGUCACACUGCUGCUUGGGACUUGAGCAAGUUCCCUGUUCUCUCAUGGUCUACUAGUUCAGAUACCAAGUUCUGCAAAGCCUAGGGGUAACUGUUAGAGCCCUUCCAGACUUAGAAACUUCUACACUGGCUUAGGCAGUGGUCUGCUGAACUGGGACCUUGCUUACAGUGUUCUUAUUAUUUUUACUCAGCUCUAGCUAUCUUGGACUGCCAUAUCCCUUUCAGUCCAAAAAGGUUUGCUCCGAAGUCACUCCUAUUCUAUGGAGUUGAUUUCCAUACUGCUGGUUAUUACAAUUCAGUGGCUUUUCUUUUUCUUGUUUUUAUUUUGUGGUUCACUGCAAAUGUACAAAACCAUACUGACUUUCUCAGCUCCUGAACAUAGUACAAGGGCCCAUCCUGAGGCAUCAGAAAUAUUUUUCUACUCUCAAGGUGCACAGAAACAAGGAUCUCAUAGACAAACAAUGAGGAAAGCAGCUGCACAUACACAAGUAGAAAGGUAUCUCUGAGUGGAAUAGGUGAGGGAGCAGCUUAUGAAUUUUAAGUAUAAAAACAGUAAUUGAGGGUUGUUUUUGUUUCUUUUUUAAAAUUGCUUUAACUGGAAGUUAUGUGGUAUUUUAAGCCACAGACAGUUGCAACAUAAACCAAGAUUUUCUGUCCAUCAAUGCAAAAUGUGCCUCUCAACUAUAACAAAAAGGCAGUCUCAGUUGCUCUUUGGUUUGCAAUGGAAGAUUAUCUGAAGACUGAUUUAAUCUGUUUCUUGCUCUUACAUGCUAUCACUCACACAACAGUCCUUGCUGGUCUUUCCCAAGCACUAUUCAGCACUAUCCCUAUUUAAAAACAAAAUGGGGACUGCAUUGAGUAGCGGAACCUAAUGAAUUUCCUUGGUUUGAGAGAGACCCUGGAGAUAAAGAGUCCCGGUUCCAUGUGUUUUAAAUAUAACUUUAAACCAAUGCAGCUAUUCUCUAAGACCAGCACAGCUUCCUACCUUUCCCUCCCUUUACAUGGGAAUUUAAAAAUAAACCAAGCAAUACAUGAGCCAGUUGAUGUCCUUACUGGUGGAAUGUUUUUUUUUUUUAAUUUGAGAUUUCUCUUGUGGAAGAACUCGUUGUGAGUGCAAGAGUGUGGAGCUCAGAUUACAGCUCUUCCACCAGCUUGUUAAUUGCAAUUAAGUAUUCUGGAUUGUUUUGAAGAAGAUUGUUUAAAAGCUGUGAAGGCAUAAACUGGAACUGAUAAUUUUAAAUUUUAGGUCAUGUGUGUGUUGCUUGACUACAUGGACAAUGUAACAGUGAUUGUUAUAGAUUGGUUUCCAUGUGUCAGUCACAAAUAAUUUGCUGUUUGGAGGAAAACUUUUAGUAGAUACAUUUACAAAUCAAAUUAUGAGCCUAUUUUCCCUCUUGCAUUAACCGGGUUACUGUGUUCACAUGCCAGAAAGAUACUGCUCUUUGAAGAAGCAUGUUAGUGUAUGUGGCAAUGCCCCAUGCACUUUUUAAAUACCUAGACCUGUACAUUUUCAUCUGAGUAUCGUUAACCAUGCUGUAGUCUGGCAAAUGAAACUUUUACUACUGCCCUGUUACAUAGAUAAUUGUAAUUAACUGCAGUUUGUUUUUUUCCACUACUUGAAGUCGUGUGAUCUGAAAAUUGGUGAACAAAAAGUAUUUGUGCAUCUUACUAUGGGUAUCUCUAAAUAAAAUGUAUUUGUAUAGUG
Molecule: messenger RNA, 11191 nt
Organism: Parus major (Great Tit)
Lineage: Eukaryota; Metazoa; Chordata; Aves; Passeriformes; Paridae
Gene: DCAF12
Product: DDB1 and CUL4 associated factor 12
Exons: 8
Cellular component (GO): Cul4-RING E3 ubiquitin ligase complex
Molecular function (GO): protein binding
Source: RefSeq, a predicted model, not a curated record